ACACGAGCCGAAACCCAAUCCCCGCCAUUACACACAUUUACACGCCGCUAAAUAAAGCCCAGCUCGUCCAAAGGAAACCCAGCACCGCGCCACCCGCGGCGUAACCUUUUCGCCCCCUUUUCCCCGCAGCCCGGCCGACUCAUGAGCGCGUGUGUGUAUCCGUCCAUGCACCUGCGGCUCCCGUCGUGCGAGACGCCGAGACGGGCCUAUGAGCUCCAGGGCAUUUAAGUAGCAACGACCCCCCUUCAUCCCCGCCCCCGCUAGCUCGGUAGCUCUCCCUCCUCUCACCGCUGAGCGACGACCCCCUCGUCCUCUCUGCGCUCCAGUCCAGCACGUUCCCUCUAGGCUCUAGCUGUUUCCUCUUGCUGGUUUUUCUUGCUUCCGAGGCGGCUCGGAUGCUGUCCCACGUCGAGAUGGCCCCCGCGGCCGGCGGGUUCAAGCUCUUCGGCAAGGUCAUCACGCAGUGCGCCGAGAGCGCCCCGCCGGUGGCGGCGGUGCCGCCGCAGGAAGCGGCGGCGUCGAGGAGCACGGCGUUCGCGCGGGAGAGGGACGACCCGGACGAGCGGGACCAGCCGAUGGUCAAGCGGGAGGCGGCGGCGGACCACGACGAGUUGGUCGAGAAGCAGCAGCAGGACUCCGGCGGCGGCGGGGCGGUCGAGAGCGGGGAGAGCAAAGGGCAGCAGCACCCGCGCCCGCGGCAGCAGCAGCACCAGGACACCGCGGAGGCGCGCGCGGCCGCGGCCGCUUCCUCGGCGCCGCCGCUGCCGUGCCCGCGCUGCCGGAGCCGGAACACCAAGUUCUGCUACUUCAACAACUACAACGUCAACCAGCCGCGCCACUUCUGCAAGGAUUGCCACCGCUACUGGACCGCGGGCGGCGCGCUCCGCAACGUCCCCGUCGGCGCCGGCCGCCGCAAGAACCGGCCCCUCGGCCCCGUCGUCGCCGCCGGCGCCGUGCCAACCCACCACCUGCACCACCAGCACCGCGCGGCGGCGGUGGCCGCAGCCGCAGCCGCCGCCGGCGCGGGUUUCGUCCUCGGCUUCCCCGGCCAGCAUCCUUCCUCCCCGACCUCGCCGUCGCCGAUCUACGCCGACCGGUGGCCGGUCUGCCCCGACCGCCGGUUCUGACGUGACGAUCCGCCACCCGAUCGCCCUCGCGGGCCCCCGGCUGGGUUCGGAUAGGGAGCUAGUAGUAGGCUGGUUUGACUUGCGUAAAUUUGCUGGUGAGGUGGGCUGGCUUCUUGUUGUACGUGCGCGAGGCUUGCACAAUCACCAAAGGGGUAUGGAUUGAUGGAUGGAGGUGGAGGACGACAUGGAAAUGGCUUUUGUUUCUUCUCUUCUUUUCCCUGUGUCUAGGUCGUCCGUUUCCUUCUCUUGUUGUUUCCCUGUGUCUAGCUUGGAUAGAGCUUACUACUAGCUUGCAGUCUGAACUUGCUGAUGUGUGUAGUGUAAUGUAACAGCAGCGGCAAGUUGCAAACUCCGUGGAAAAUCUGUC
This is a messenger RNA of Setaria italica (foxtail millet), 1494 nucleotides long. Its product is annotated as dof zinc finger protein 5. The record is from RefSeq and is a predicted model, not a curated record. Lineage: Eukaryota; Viridiplantae; Streptophyta; Magnoliopsida; Poales; Poaceae. The transcript has a single exon. The coding region runs from base 396 to 1127 and encodes 243 amino acids. Gene Ontology annotation, molecular function: DNA-binding transcription factor activity; DNA binding. Gene Ontology annotation, biological process: regulation of DNA-templated transcription.